Molecule: messenger RNA, 1788 nt
Organism: Jaminaea rosea
Lineage: Eukaryota; Fungi; Basidiomycota; Exobasidiomycetes; Microstromatales
Product: DnaJ-domain-containing protein
Exons: 2
Coding region: 183-1664 (493 amino acids)
Source: RefSeq, a predicted model, not a curated record
ACUCGCCGCUCCUCCUUUUGCCUAGGCUCGCGACAUCGGGCGCUCAUCGCGACAGAUAGCGCUCGUCACCCCAUAGACCACAUCGACAUCGUCAAGCGGCUGUCGCAAGCGACAUCGACUCUCAUUCUCUUGUGACGCUCGCUCGGUCGUCCAUCUCACCAUCCUCACAGUCAUCCAGCACCAUGUUCGUCGCUUCGAAUCUCUACAGAUAUGCCACCGGCGGCCCCUCAUCCUCAUCACCGGCGGCGCAUGAGCCCGAUCCUCUGAACAGUCGCGUCAAGCGACAUCCGAAACGCAACAACUCACAACGAACAGCCAAUGGCCCUGGCACUCGUCCUAGGAAGGCCUCUAACUUAUCUCCUGCUGAUGUCGCCGCCGCGUCCCUCGAUCCUCCUCCUUCAUACGCAAGUGUCGCGUCUGGCUCCACCCAAGCUGAAAAGCAGCAAGCCAACGAAGCCAAGAUAGCGAUCAUUUCACAGCUUCUCCGCGAGGAGGAUCUCUACAAGCUUCUCGGCGUAAAGCGCAACGCCAAACAGGACGAGAUCCGUCGUGGCUUCCUCAAUAGAAGUCGAUCUUGCCAUCCGGACAAAUUUCCCAAUUAUGCCCCUGCGACUUCGGCCUUCCAGAAAGUCAGCUUCGCGUAUGAGACGCUGAGCAAGCCGAGCAGCAGGAGGAUGUACGAUGUCAGUGGGAGAACGGACUUUGCUGCUGCGAUGAACACCGGCAGCGAUAGCUCAGAGGGAGGCACUGCGGCCGGUGGUGGACUGGCAGGGGACGACACGCUCAACUCGGUUCUCUACUCGGUCUUUUGCGAGUUCAUGGAAGGGGACUUUGAGAUGAUCCGAGUUCUGGUCAAUGCGCUGAACGACAGCGGCAACUCCAGUAACAACUCUACCAGCCAGCUAGGAGAAGACGCAAUCGACAGCAUCGAAGCAGCGUUUACGCGGCUCCGCGAAAUCAUGCUGGCAGGGAAACGUUACCUAUCCAUCAUCCGCUUUGAACUCAUCAGGCUCUACGAGAUCCAGCAUUCGCUGAGGCAGCUGUCUUACUUCAAUAUCACGGGCAGGCUCAAGCUGACGCUGCAGCUCGCGAGGGUCACGAUCAAUAUCCCUUUGGCCAUUGAUACGGCUAUGAAGACGCCGAAUGCUAGGGAUGGAGCUGUACCGAGUAACGGACAGGGGAGCAACGGGACGCCACAGGAUUAUGAAGAAGACGAUAGCAGCAGUAGCGAUGAGGAGGAGGAAGAUGGUGCCACACGAUCCCGCCGUCAGAGAGGCCGGCCAGACCGUACCCGCGCGGCAGCCUCAUCAGACGACUUUGGCGUCGCCCCCGAAGAUGACGACGACGAAGCGGGGAGCGACAGCAACGAGUGGUCAGAAACGCGCGCAGAGGAGCAAGCCCGUCAACGUCGUAAAGCGAAGCGUGCUAGGCGUCGUGCUGCCAGGAGGGAGAGGAGGGCGAAGCUACGCAACGGCAGCAGCAGUGGGACGUCCCACGAGGAGGCUCAAAGUGGGGACGUACCGCAGAACGCUGCAUUGCAGAGGAGAGGCUUGCUGCCCAAUUCGGCCGUCGGGCUUCUCAAGGGCGUCGUGAGGGUGCUGGAGGCCAGUGAGGCUUGGGUGCCCGGUUCGACGUCGAACUCAGCGAGGGGCAGUGAUGACUGAGACUGCAGGGAUGGAGGUGAAAGAGCGGCAGACUAGUUACGGAGGAGCAUUGUUUCAACUUUCUUGAUACCCUUCUACGCCUUCCUUCGCCCACGAGCGACAGAGGCUCCUAUAUCCUUCAUAU